Molecule: messenger RNA, 915 nt
Organism: Rhea pennata
Lineage: Eukaryota; Metazoa; Chordata; Aves; Rheiformes; Rheidae
Gene: B3GAT2
Product: beta-1,3-glucuronyltransferase 2
Exons: 4
Coding region: 1-915 (304 amino acids)
Biological process (GO): chondroitin sulfate proteoglycan biosynthetic process; carbohydrate metabolic process
Cellular component (GO): Golgi membrane
Molecular function (GO): galactosylgalactosylxylosylprotein 3-beta-glucuronosyltransferase activity
Source: RefSeq, a predicted model, not a curated record
AUGAAGUCCCUGCUCUUCAGCCGCUUCCUGCUGCUGCUGCCCUGGGUGCUCAUCGUCAUCAUCGUGCUGGACAUCGACAGCAGCCGGGCGCCGCUGCCCGCGCUGGCUCCCCGCGGCGGCGGCCGGCCCGCGGCGGCGCGGGCGCCCCCCCAGCGGCGGCCCGAGGCGGCGGCGCUGCCCACCAUCUAUGCCAUCACGCCCACGUACAGCCGCCCGGUGCAGAAAGCCGAGCUCACCCGCCUGGCCAACACCUUCCGCCAGGUGGCGCGGCUCCACUGGAUCCUCGUGGAGGACGCGGCGGCGCGCAGCGAGCUGGUGAGCCGCUUCGUGGCGGGCGCCGGCCUGCCCUGCACGCACCUCCACGUCCCCACGCCGCGCAGGUACAAGCGGCCCGGGCUGCCCCGCGCCACCGAGCAGCGCAACGCCGGCCUGGCCUGGCUGCGCCAGCGCCACCAGCACCUGCCGCCGCCCCAGCCCGGGGUGCUCUUCUUCGCCGACGACGACAACACCUACAGUCUGGAGCUCUUCCAGGAGAUGCGUACAACCCGCAAAGUGUCAGUGUGGCCCGUGGGACUUGUGGGAGGACGUCGGUACGAGCGCCCUAUUGUGGAAAAUGGUAAAGUUGUUGGCUGGUACACUGGCUGGAGAGCUGACAGGCCAUUUGCUAUUGACAUGGCAGGAUUUGCUGUGAGUCUUCAAGUGAUUCUGUCACAUCCAAAAGCUGUAUUCAAGCGUCGUGGUUCUCAACCAGGAAUGCAAGAGUCUGAUUUUCUAAAACAGAUAACAACAGUGGAGGAACUAGAACCAAAAGCAAACAACUGCACAAAGGUUCUUGUAUGGCACACACGAACAGAAAAAGUAAAUCUAGCUAAUGAGCCAAAAUAUCAUCUGGACACAGUCAAUAUUGAGGUAUGA